Messenger RNA from Galeopterus variegatus (Sunda flying lemur), 372 nucleotides. RefSeq names its product prostate and breast cancer overexpressed 1 (gene PBOV1). Lineage: Eukaryota; Metazoa; Chordata; Mammalia; Dermoptera; Cynocephalidae. The record is from RefSeq and is a predicted model, not a curated record.
AUGCCGUUCUACUGGGUGCAGGGCGUGUGGGACUUCAGCAUGGGCAGCCUCACGGAGUGUGAAUUGCCGAAAGUGUACCUCGACCAUGACGUAGAAACUGAGAACCUCUGCAACAUUAAACUGCUUCUAAAAGGCUCAGAGCUAGAGUCCAGGAGUUCCAGAGGGAUUCUGGGAAAAUUGAGGCACAGAUAAAGUAACUUUCCAAGGUCACCAGGCAUUUUACCUCCAGAAGCUAACUUACCACUCUGCUACCAAAUAUUUUGAAAAGAAGAAAAAGUAACAAGUCUAAAGACAACAGAGUCCAUUGAUUAUUUCACUGGACAGUCACAUCAUGCCAUUUUUCCACUCUUGAGGACACACCAGGCCGCUUAA